Messenger RNA from Prorocentrum cordatum, 3011 nucleotides. Lineage: Eukaryota; Dinophyceae; Prorocentrales; Prorocentraceae. The record is from the annotation of a GenBank genome assembly.
UUCGGUCGGCUCGGACGGGCCGGUCGACGUCAACGCAGCCUCGGUCGACCUGUACAAUGGCUUCUACCAGUUUCGCAACCGCAAGCUGGGCUCGCUGUUCGGGAUCGACUUCGCCGAGCGCGCUGACGUCUGGGGGGUCAGUGAGAUCUUCGACGAGGAGCGGGAGUGUUUCGUGCCGGUGGGGCCGGACGAGAUGCUCUUCCCGGUCUUCGAGGGACUGCCCAUGGGGUGGUCCUGGGCGCUCCACUUCUGCCACGCCAUCACCUCCGAGGCGGGCAGGACGGAGACGAGCCUGCUGCAGGAUCGGCACGCGCCAGAGGCGCCGCGGCCCGAGCUGGCCUACCGGUUGCCGUACGUCGGCAAUGCCAACGUCAUCGGGCUCAGCCGAGCCGCCACGCAGCGCGCCCUGGACGCCGUCAAGGGCGACCUCGACAAGAGCGGGCUGCACUACCAUGAGGAGAACUCUCCCGCCGAGACGCUCGAGCUGCUGGGGGUGGAGUUUGAUGGUCGGCGUCGUCUGCUGCGUCCCAAGCCUCGACGCGUUUGGCGGCUCCACUUGGCGUUGCGCGCCGUGCUGCGCCGAGGCCGCUGCAGCGGGCUCGUGCUGCAGGUUCUGGUCGGCCACAUCGUGCACCACUGCCAGCUGCUGCGCUUCGGGCUCUCGGUGCUCGACAAGGUCUGGUCCUUCAUGUCCGAGAGCGGCGGCAAGGAGGUUCGCCUGUGGGCGUCCGUCAGGUGGGAGCUGGAAGUGUCCUCCUGGCUCGUGUUCCUGGCCGAGGCCCGUCUCAGCGCAGAGCCUGCCAGCGUCGCCUUUUGCGGCGACUCCUCUGCCGUGGGCUACGCGCUGCACGUCACCUCCGUCUCGGGACCCGAGUUUCGGGCCGUGGCACGCUACCGAGAGCGGUGGCGCUUCGACGCGGUCGAGCGGAGCGACGAUGGCUGGGGGGCCGUGGGCGGCUGGUCGGCCGAGUGGCGAGCCUCGCCAGACCCAGCGGGGUCUCUCGGCGGCGGCCCCCGUGACCUCGGCGGCGGACCUGCGGUUCGCUGCCGGCCGUGGCGCGACAUCGAGACCGUGGAGCGGCCGGCCGAGGAGGUGGGGAUCCCGCCGCUGCCCGACGCGCUGCUCGCGAGCAAGCGCUGGGCGAUGGUCAUCAAGGGCGCGUGGCAGCACGACGGGGUCAUCCAUGAGAAGGAGGGCCGCGUGCUGCUCAUGGGCCUGGUGCGGGCCUCGAGGUGCGUCGGCCUUCACGGGAAGAGAGUUCUCUCGAUCGGGGACAACCUCUCGAGCCUCUGCAGCUUCGAGAAGGGGCGCUCGGGCAGCUUUGCCCUUCGGCGCCUGUGCCAGCGCGCCGGGGCCCUCUCCAUCGGCUGCGAGCUCGACCGGUCCCUUCGCUACGUGGAGAGCAAGAGGAACCCGACCGACUUCGACUCGAGGGCGGCCGACCGAGGCGAGCUGGCCGCCGGGAGCUCCGUCGCUGGCCGGCAUGGCCGGGCGCAUCAGUUCGUCCUGGAGAUCUUCGCCGGCUGCGCCGCCUUCUCCGCCGCCUGUCAGGAGGCCGACCUCAACAUCGGGUGCCCCAUCGAGAUCUCGAGGGGCCCCCACAUGGACGUCACGAGGCAGAGGACCCAGAGGCACAUCAAGGGCUUGGUCAAGCAGGGGCUCGUGUGGUACCUCCACUUGGGGACUCCGUGCACUACUUGGUCGAGGGCCCGCACGACGGGCUCAAGUUCAGCCGCUCUUGGGGGCCUCCAGUUGGCCAAGUUCUCGUUGGGGCUCAUCAAACUCUGCAAUCAGUAUGGCGUCCACUACUCACUCGAGAACCCGCGUUCCUCGAGGCUCUUCUCCUGGAAGCCCCUUAGGAAGGAGCUGCAGAGGCAGAACGCGAUCCUUGUCCGAUACGAUAACUGUGCGUACGGUGCGGGGUAUCUCAAGCCGACCCUCCUGGCCACCAACAUGCAGGCCCUUCAGGGGUGCUACCAGAGCCCGUGGAAGGACGCCGUCAAGCACUGGGGCCAGCGCGUGGUCUGGGUCGGCCCUCGGUUUCUGGAGCGCAAGACCGUCGGGAAGGGGACGCUUGUCAACUACGAGACGUGCUCCUCGGACUUCGUCCGCUGGGCCAGCCAACAGGCCCCGCCCCGGGCACUGGCUCCGCUCGAGCAGCUAGACGCCAGCCUCUCCGCGUACUUUGAUUUUCUCUUUUUCGACGGCUGUGAGCCAUGGGCUGGUCGGCACACCUUGUUCGGCUACGCCCACCUGCACGGCAUCGUUGCGCCCUCGCGCAACCUGCCUCAUGCUGUGAAAGCUCUGGCGGGCUGGGUGAAAGCCUGCCCAGAGCUCAGCCGCGACCCGUGCCCUUGGGAGGUGUUCGCCGCGAUCGCCGACCACUGGCUCGAGCUGGGCACGACCGAGUCCAUCCUUGCCGCCGCCUGCGGCGCCUUGCAGUUCGACACCUACCUUCGUCCAGCGGCUGCGGUCAGCCUGUCCCUCGAGCACGUGGUGUUGCCCUCAGGCAGGGCUGGCGACCGCUAUGACAAGGUGGCGCUGAUCGUGGCCCCUUCGAGUGGCCCAGCACCUCGGCCCAACAAGAAUCAGCAGUUUGACGACACCGUGAUGGUCGGGUCUAUCGACCCAUCUCGUGGUUGGCUUCGGCAGCUUGUUCGACAGCUCGUUGCCAGAGCCCGUGCACGUCGUGCCCAGCGCCUGUUCAACGAGCUCCCGCUGUCCUCCUACGAGCGCCUGUUCCGCGAGGCCAGCCACCGACUAGGGCCUGCAGCGCUGAAAGUGUCGCCGCACACGCUGCGACACGGUGGCCCUUCUCUCGACUACUUGAACGGCCUUGCCACGCUCCCUGUGCUGAAGAAGCGCGGGGGCUGGCUCAGCGACCGCUCCGUGGCGAGGUACGGCAAAGAGGGACGACUCAUGAGGCAGAUCAGCCGCCUCUCGCCCGCACAGCAGCAGCAGUUCAAGCGUGCCGCCAGUCGCCUCGAACAGAAGCUGCUUCGCGCCACAG